This is a messenger RNA of Copidosoma floridanum, 2682 nucleotides long. RefSeq lists its product as uncharacterized. NCBI's taxonomy places the organism in Eukaryota, Metazoa, Arthropoda, Insecta, Hymenoptera, Encyrtidae. The record is from RefSeq and is a predicted model, not a curated record.
AUGUCGGAUUCACAUACUGAUAGUAACAAAUGUAGGGAUCCUAUGGAUAUUCAAAAAGAAAAAAAAGGUUUAAGUUGGGUGUAUAAGUUAAAUAAAGAGGAACUAACAGUAGAACUAGAAAAUCGUGAACUAGAAUUAAUAGGCAGUGAAAAGUUUGAGACACUACGUAAAAUAUUAGCAGAGUUGGUGAAAGAAGAAUUAAGUGUAGAAGAAGAAAUAGAAAACAAUAAGAACGCAGAAGCAGAGGACAAGCAGACAGGGGUAACGAAAGAAGCAUCAAGCGGUAGUGAAGAAGAAGAGGAAAUGGCUGACAAGACGAAAUUAGAGUUUUGUUUAAAAACCGACGAUUGGGAAAUUUUUACAGAGAGGCUAGAAGUUAAUUUUGCAGCGAAAGAUACUAAGGAUGAAAAAAAGGGCCUCUUAUUGUUGACGAGUUUAGACGAGGAAGCGUUUAUGCUAGUAAGGAAUUUAUGCGCACCGGAAAAACCGAGUACGAAAACUUAUGAAGAGUUAAAAAAAUUGCUAUCAGAUUAUUUAAAUCCAAAGCUUUCUGAAGUUAUGGAACGUUGGAAGUUCAAUCAGGCUAAACAAGAACAAGGAGAAAGUGUAGCUGAAUACGCAGCGAGAUUAAAAAGACUGGCCUUGAACUGCAACUUUAAAGAGUUAAUAACAGCUCUUAGAAAUCAACUGGUAUGUGGUAUCAGAGAUCAGGAUAUAAAAGUAGAAUUAUUCAAAGCAGAAAACCUGACAUUUGAUAAAGCCUUGUCAGAAUCAAUGUCACGGGAAAUGGCAAAGAUAAACGCGUUAGAAGCAUCGAGAAAAUUCUACGGCAGUUCAAAUGACAAAAUUUUGGCUUUGAACACUAAACAGAAAAGAAGCUACGAAAGAGAUAAUACAAGUAGAAGUAAAGGUAGUACUGAUAGAAAAAACAUGAAGAGUGAGAAAGGUAUAUCGUGUUAUUGUUGCGGUCGAGCAAAUCACAAGGCUAUUGACUGUAAACAUAGGACAAAAUCUUGCAACUAUUGUAAGAGGAAGGGACAUUUGGAAGUAGCGUGUCGGAGAAAAGCGGCGAACGAGAAUUCAUCGGUGAAGGUCAUGGGAGAGGAAGCAACGUCAAGGCAGUCAGAGGGAGAGGAUGACGACGUAACAUAUAACUUCUUACCCCUAAAGGUAUAUAGCAGCGAUAAUAGAGUUUUAAAUUGUAAGCGGUUGGGUGGUAGUGCUAGGGAAGCGGAGCCGAUGUUGUUAAAAUUUAAGAUUGAAAAUAAAGAUGUAGUUUUGGAAGUUGAUACGGGUAUUUAUGUUUCAGUGAUUUUGGAGAAAACAAAGAAUGAGUUAUUUCAAAAUUUUAAGUUGAGUAAAUCGAAUAUUAUUCUGCGCGGUUACGAUGAAAAUAGUACGUUACACCCAGUAGGUACAAUGGAAAAUUUAGAAGGGCAGCUAAACGGAAUUACUAGAAAAUUAACUUGUGUAGUGUUACCGGGAAAAGGUCCGCCACUAGUAGGCCGACAAUGGUUAUCACAGUUCGGGCUGUGGCCACUUAAGUUUGCAAAUAAAAAUGGGGAGAGUCAAAGCGUAAUUAAGAAAUUGAAAGUAGAGAUAAGCGAUGACAUACUGUUGGAAUUUUCGAAGUUAUUUAGUUCGGGACCGGGAUUUUAUACAAAAGGAGAGAUGAAAAUAUACAUGAAAGAGGAAGUAAAACCGAUAGCUUUUAAAGCAAGGUAUGUACCGUAUGCGUUAAGAGAAAAAGUUGAAAAACAACUUAAUAAUUUAGUUGAACUAGGUCACUUAGAAAAGGUAGAUUCGAGCGAAUGGGCGACUCCAAUUGUACCAAUAAUAAAAAGUAACGACAAUAUACGAAUUUGUGGAGAUUUUAAGUUUACUAUAAAUCCGUAUAUAAUCGUGAACAAGCAUCCAUUACCGCACAUAGAUGAUAUUUUUAGAGUUUUGCAAGGCGAAAAAAAAUUUUCUCAAUUAGAUUUAACGCACGCAUACAUGCAAAUACCAGUGGAAAAAGAAUCGAGACACUUGUUAACAAUUAUAACGCAUUUAGGACUGUUUAGGUACACGAAACUUCCAGAAGGAAUUUCGUCAGCCCCAGGAGAAUUUCAAAGAAUAAUAGACGCGUGUUUACAAGGUACUGAAGGAGCUGUAGCUUAUAUGGAUAAUAUUUUUAUAACGGGUAAAACUAAUCAAGAACACAUAAGAAACUUAAAAUUAGUUUGUAAACGUUUAGAAGAGCAUGGGUUGAAGCUAAACAGAAAUAAAUGCGAUAUAAUGAAAGAGCGGAUAGAAACAUUAGGAUUCGUCAUAGAUAAGGACGGGUUGCAUAAAGCUAAAACUAAGGUACAGGCAAUGAUAGAAGCCUCCAGGCCGGAAAAUAUCAAACAGUUAGAGUCGUUCCUGGGUUUGAUUAAUUUUUAUAACCGAUUUUUCAAGAACAGAUCUGAAAAUUUAAGACCACUGUAUGAGUGCGCGAAUAAUAGUAAAUUUAAAUGGACAGAAGAAUGUGAAAAAGCAUUUAAAUGGGUAAAAGCAGAGCUUAUUUCUCCCCAAGUUUUAACGCAUUAUGAUCCACAAGAAACGGUUGUACUUGCUUGUGAUGCUUCGGAAUAUGGUCUGUCGGCAAUAUUAUCGCAUAGGUAUAAAGAUGGUAGCGAGAAACCCAUAGCUUAUGCAUAA